Molecule: messenger RNA, 2013 nt
Organism: Schistocerca nitens (vagrant locust)
Lineage: Eukaryota; Metazoa; Arthropoda; Insecta; Orthoptera; Acrididae
Product: low-density lipoprotein receptor-related protein 4-like
Exons: 9
Coding region: 6-1349 (447 amino acids)
Molecular function (GO): protein binding
Source: RefSeq, a predicted model, not a curated record
CGUCAAUGGCAGAUAUGGUGUCCUCAGCACGAUACUUGUUUUCCAUCUUACUACUAAUUGCUCAUGUAUCAACAAUGGCAGUACACUCUCCUUCUGCUGGAACCUGCCCACCAGGUUCACUGAUGUGCCUUGAUGGUUCACAGUGUUACAGCGCCAGUUUACGCUGUGAUGGAAAUGCGGACUGUGAUGACACAACAGAUGAAUAUGCCUGUGAGGGAGUUGAGCAUUCUGGUGAAAAAAAUAUAACAUGUCCUGAGAAUUCAAUCCCAUGUAAAAGUGGGGAUCAGUGCAUUGAGACACACCAAAGAUGUGACAAGAUAGAGGACUGUGCAGAUGGCAGUGAUGAGUACAAUUGUCCUGUUGUGUGUGAAGGGGAACAUUUAUUUCCAUGUGGAAAUGGAAACUGUAUUAGUACUGAUUUGAAGUGCAAUGGAGAAGAUAACUGUGGUGACCAUUCAGAUGAAAUGGGAUGUGGACCACCAGUUGAUAUGAACUGCACAGCAGAGGAGUUUGUGUGUCCUGAUGGAACCUGCCUGUCACGUAGCCGUGUCUGUGAUGGUGUCGUCAACUGUCUUGGGGGCAGCGACGAGAAGGGGCCUUGCCCUUCCUAUGAUUCUUCGGCGGAAAGUACUGCAUCAUCAGAGACAGAGGUUUCAACCACAGAUGUUAAACCAGUGGACACACAAGAUAACACUGGAAAUGACAUCCACAUACCACCAGAAGUAAACAGCACAGUAGGUGCAAACAAAACUAGAGAACUGUAUGACUGCAAAGACGAUGAAUUUCAUUGUCAUGAUGGUUCCUGUGUUGACUGGAACCUUAUCUGUGACAAGGAAACCCAUUGCCCAGAUGGCAGUGAUGAAGUUGAAGGCUGCCUCUUGAGGAAAGAUUGUGGUGAUGGAUUUCGUUGUGGUUCUGGCCAUUGCCUGCCUAAGGAAUGGUUCUGUGAUGGCAAUGUCGACUGUGUUGAUGGAUCUGAUGAAGAUGGUUGCCAUAAGAUUCCUGAACCAGAUGAGACCCAAGACACACUCAGACGAUCAAGAAAGGAUGUUGGAAUGGACCAUCUUAUGGAAAUACAGCUGGAAAUUGCCAAACAGGAACGCUUCAAUCAACAACAUUUAUAUCAACUCAAGGUGGAAGAACUGUCAACACGUAAUGAAGCAGCUCGUGCAGAACUGAAGGCAGCACAGGUCUGGAGGGAUGCAAUGAUUGAGCGCCUGGAGCAGCAGCGCAAGGAGCACAGGCUGUCGUUGGUUUCUCUUGAAGGAAGUAAACCUGAAACGGGACUAAAUCACACUGCAACAGAAGUUCCCCCUCAGAGUACUGCAGCAUCAGUGGAAACGGUAUAGCAGCUGCUGUGAUAUUAUUAUGAAUUGAACAUCAUCGUACCGCACAACAAAACUUACUGAGACAGUACAUGCAAAGUCUCACCAGAAUACAAUGUGCGCCAAAUCUAUUUUGUGGAUGCGAUAGACAAAAAAGACUAUUCUCACCUGUUGUGGUCAUGAUAAGCAGCUGAUAAAACAUUAUUGUCAUUGUAUGAUAUCCAUCUGUUGCCUAUCCCUUUUGUCCAUAUUGUCCUUUGUGCCUCCUUCCAUUUCAUCUUCCCAUCUAUAUUUUUCUUUUUCCUUGCUAAUGUGUGAGGAUCACAUUCACAAUUCAUGUCUGAUUUCAUGUUACCAAUGACCUUUUACUUUCAUUGUAUAUUACAGCCUUUAUAUCAAUGUAUCUUUAAUUUAUGGCAUCUUCCCUUGACUUCCGUGUUUAUAUAUUUUUGUAAACAGCCUUUAGUGCCUCUCUUGUACAAAAUAUAAUAAGUAAGCACUAAGUGCAUAUUAUUGUAUUUUAUACUGUAUAUUAUUGUUAUGUGUUGAAUUAUAACCCACACCACCUGUCACAAAGGAAAGCUUAAGUGGAUGAUUGAUGCUGAUAAUGAUCUUGAAAAAGUUGGCUAAGUUUUUUGAGAAACUGAGGACUUGCCUAAAUGCCUCUGAUUGCUGUGAAAACUUGUGA